CAGAUGGGUUGUCCUUGUACAGUAUACAGUAUCCACCUGCACUUCAUUAGAGAGCAGCAUUUGUACAUGCCACACCACAAGAUCAUCAUGAUGACAUAGCAGCUUCAGAGAACAGCGUGACUAGGGUUUUUUUGGUUUGGGGUUUUUUUUCGGGGUUGUUUUUUGUUUUGUUUUUUUUAGCUCUUGUAUCACAGAGGAUCUGGCAACCAGUUACCUCCUGACACUGUUUACAGCAUAUAUUGGUUGAUUCAGUCCUUUAUUGCAUCUGCUCUGGGAAUUAAAGAAAGCAGCUUCAAGGCAGUAAGGGACAAGACAUUUCAAAGAUGCAUCUAAGCUCUCUACCUUUCUUACUGGUAUUGAUCAGUGGCAUUUUCUGCCAAUACAACUAUGAUGUGGGAUAUUUUCCAGACCCAGAUUAUUCUUAUGUUCAUUCAAUGAUGGGGCCAUCUACAGCGGUCUGUGCCCCAGAAUGUAAUUGUCCUGAAACCUAUCCAUCUGCAAUGUAUUGUGAUGACCUCAAAUUGAAAAGCAUCCCAUUUGUACCUUCUGGAAUAAAAUACCUUUAUCUCCGAAACAAUAUGAUUGAGGGCAUUGAAGAAAAUGCAUUUGAUAAUGUAACAGACCUGGAGUGGCUGAUCUUAGAUCACAACCAUUUGGAAAAUUCAAAAAUUAAGGGAAAAGUCUUCUCCAAACUAAAGAGUUUAAAGAAAUUGCAUAUCAAUUUUAACAAUUUGACUGAAGCUGUUGGACCACUUGCCAAUACCAUGGAUGACCUGCAACUUAGUCACAACAAGAUCACAAAAGUCAGCGCCAAUGCACUGGAAGGGCUGGUGAACCUGACUGUCCUUCACUUACAGAAUAACCAGCUGAAAACAGACUCUGUUUCUGGGGCUAUGAAAGGCCUGAAGUCACUUUUAUAUCUUGACUUGAGCUUCAAUCAACUUACAAAGCUACCAAAAGGACUGCCACAUGCUUUACUCAUGCUGUAUUUUAACAACAACCAGAUCACCAACAUUCCUGAUGAGUACUUCCAAGGUUUUAAGGACCUGCAAUAUUUACAUCUGUCUCACAAUCGGUUGACAGAUAGUGGAAUACCAGGCAAUGUUUUCAACAUCUCCUCCCUCGUUGAGUUGGAUCUCUCCUUUAACAUGCUGAAGAGCAUCCCAACAGUCAGUGAGAACCUAGAAAACUUCUACCUCCAAGUCAACCAAAUUAACAAGUUCCCACUGAGCAGCUUUUGUAAGGUUGUUGGAUCACUAGCCUAUUCCAAGAUCAAUCAUUUGCGUUUGGAUGGAAAUAAUCUCACUCAAGCUGACCUCCCAUCGGAAAUGUACAACUGUCUUCGUGUAGCUACUGAUAUCUCACUGCAGUGAGGUGCCUCUGAUUUCCUUAUAAGGGCCAUAACUAUACUGCAGAUUUACACCAACAUAACUCUUUAAAAUUAGGAUGUCUUAACCAAAGUCAAUUUGCAUAUUAUCUAUUCUGUUUGUUAAUAUUUAGCAUGAACCUGGUGAUCCUAACAAAACAUGUUUGUGCAUAGUUUUACAAGUAAUUUCAGUUGUUUGUUUUAGGAAACAAAAAGGGACCCUAUUCAGCCCCCUUCCCCUCCCCACCACCAAGUCUGGCUUCCAAGUUGGAGGAAUAUGAUCAUGAUGUAGAAAUCUGUGUGCAUUCACACACAAGCCCACAAACAUUGGUGUAUGCAUUUUUGCUCAGGUUCUCAUGGAAGUCAGGUGUGUUUUUGGUAGAGUGCUGAAUGGUAAUUUAGGGCUGAACUGUGUAUGUACAAUAUUCACCCUGGUCAACAUUAAUAUUCUAAAUUAUUCACGCCUUUGAUAUAUUUUUAGAAAUUGCAAAAGAAUAGCAUAACACAAUUUAGCAAUAUAAAUAUGAUCAAAUUUGUAUGAAAAUACAUUUUCAGAGCCCAUUUCAAUAUUAAUGAGACAUGAAAGAUUAUGAAGAAACAAGAACAUUUUUCAGGAUUUUAAAAAUUGUUUGUUGUUGUUUUUAUCAUACUUACCUAUAUACUUUCAUGGAGAGGUUGUUGUCUGCUACCAGUAGAAUUGUUAUUUCACAGUAAAUCAUAUAUACAAGUAUUUUUAUUCAAUUACUUGCAUGCUACGUUUAACCAGACUGUAGAAAAUAAAAUAUAGCAAAUAGCUCUGUUGUGUCCAUAUCAUUGUCAAAUAUGCUGCAGUCUUUUAUAAACUUGAAAAGGAAGUUCAGGUUAAAAUGAAAAAUUCUAAGGUAUUAUAUUUUGCUGAAUUUAUUGUAAGGUUAAAUAAACUGUUUUCUGUA
Messenger RNA from Dermochelys coriacea (leatherback sea turtle), 2298 nucleotides. RefSeq names its product lumican (gene LUM). The transcript has 3 exons. Bases 324 to 1373 code for a protein of 349 amino acids. NCBI's taxonomy places the organism in Eukaryota, Metazoa, Chordata, Testudines, Dermochelyidae. Gene Ontology annotation, molecular function: protein binding. The record is from RefSeq and is a predicted model, not a curated record.